Ostrea edulis (European flat oyster) is the source of this 2003-nucleotide messenger RNA. Its product is annotated as probable thiopurine S-methyltransferase. The transcript is spliced from 9 exons. Bases 146 to 835 code for a protein of 229 amino acids. Lineage: Eukaryota; Metazoa; Mollusca; Bivalvia; Ostreida; Ostreidae. Gene Ontology annotation, molecular function: thiopurine S-methyltransferase activity. The record is from RefSeq and is a predicted model, not a curated record.
CCUUAGCAAACCUCAGUCUUUCUUCUUUGUCAAUGUCCUCUGUUGCCAUUAGAGUAUGGGGUUUUAUUGACUAGAGUUGUCGUUCUUGUUCGAUACUGUGCGCGUGUUGCACGGAACUUUUCGGGAGAAAUUUCUAAUUUUGACCAUGAGUGAGCCUCAGUUCACCAAAGUAUCACCUAAAUAUUGGGAGGAAAAAUGGGACAAACGAAAAAUUGGUUUCCAUAGAUCUCAUAUGGAUAAGUUACUAGAGAAGCACUAUGAUAAACUGAUCAAUGGCAGACACAAUAUCAAGAUUUUCUUUCCACUGUGUGGAAAAUCUUUAGAUAUGAAAUGCUUAUGGGAAGAGGGACAUACUAUUAUCGGGGUUGAAUGCGUGAGAAGUGCCCUGGAGGAGUUCUUUGAGGAACAGUCCAUAAAGUACACUGUCUCAGAUCUGCAAAAUAUUGAAGGUUCUCUAUUCACUAGUGAAGACAAAAGAAUAAGAUUGUACUGCUGUGACCUCUUUAAGUUCAACAGUGACUUUGAAGGGAAAAUGGAUGCUGUUUGGGAUAGGGGUUCAUUAGUGGCUAUCAAUAAGGAUGAAAGACAACGGUAUUCAGAAAAUCUUACAAACUUGUUGUCCCCGGAUUGUCGCUAUUUACUGGAGACAUUGGAGUAUGAUGAAACUAAGUAUCCAGGGCCUCCGUUUUAUGUGUCAGAACAACAGGUUCAUGAUCUGUUUGGUGACAGAAUGAACAUAACAAAAUUGGAAAGAGUAGACUCCCUAGAAGAAAGACACCAAUCUUGGGGAAUAGACAGCUUGUUCGAAAAUUUGUUCUUGAUGACAUUAAAGUGAUCAACACUACAUUGAAACUUCCUGAAAGUCUUCAAAUGAGAGAGAGAGAGAGAGAGAGAGAGAGAGAGAGAGAGAGAGAGAGAGUUUACAAAUGUUGAAUACACCUGUUCUUGAUACAUAGGUUUGAUUUAGAAAUAAAUAGAAAUUGAUCCAAAUGCCUAUUUUAUAUGCCUUCUGUAGAUGUAUGAUGCAACAGUGGAGUCUGUCUGUUAGUCUGCCUGCUCAGGUUUAUGUUUCUAUUUUCAUUUCUCAAGCUGAUACAUGUUGUGUAGCUUCUUCGUGAGUCACUCUAGAUUAUAUUGCAAUUUUGAUCCAAUUUGACCUUUCUUGCAAGAGUUUUUCCACUUUAUCUGAAAUCUAAUGUUAUAUGGAGGGUACAUAAUUUGUCUGUUUUAACUCCUCCUACAGUUUUCAAGUGAGGACCUUCUUAUUUUACAGAGUUUUUGUUUGGGUAUUGAAUAUGUUCAUGGGGCAAGGAUUUUGAAUUUCUUCGUUGAACUUGGUCGGUUUGAGGAAAUAUUAUAAAGUGUGUACAUGGAUUGUCCAUUUAUCUCCUCUCAUAGUUUUCAAUAUAAUGCCUUUAUAUAAAUAAUUAACAUGUGUGUAUUGCAAUGAUUUUGAUUUCCAACAAUUUCUAAUUUUCUUUUAUCUUUGAAAAAUUUAAAUUUACAGGUUUCUUGAACUGUUCUAAUAUUCAGGUUCAUAAUGUACAUGUAAUAUGUCGAAUGCGUAAAACUUGUACUGUAAAAUUUUCGUCUUGGAAUUUUAUCACGAUGAUUUCAUAUCAAUUAGAAACAUAUAAUUAGCUAGAAAUGGGGAUUUAAGACAUUUGUAACUGUUAACUUUAAUGUUAAAUUUGGCAUUUUUACAGCAGAUUUUAUUUAGAGCCUCUGGUAUAACUUAAAAAUUUAAUGAUGUUUUGAAUUUAAUUGGGACAAGUGACAGAUCAUCAUCAUUGCAUACGACUUGGAAAAUGAUUUUUGAUAUAUAUUGUAAGAAAUAUAUAAGAUUUGCAUGUAGUGAUAAUCAUUAUUCUUCUAUAUUCUACUAUUUUACAAGUCUCUUUUAUUAUUCAAUUAUCUGGUGGCAUAUUUCAAAUAGAAAAUAUGUUACAUGAUAUGAGAACUACAUGUAAGUAAAGUGUUGAAUAAAAUCAAAUCUACUAUAA